AUGCUGGUUGGUCGGUGCCUGGCCUUAAAUAGAACUGGCCGAUUGGCUUUUGAAGCGGCCCGUCGAUGGAAUUCUUCCAACAAAAAGGGGUUUUUCGAUGAAAAUGACUAUUCUGAAGAAGUAUUUUCCAUUUUUAGGACCGGCGAUUUGGAGAGCGAGCUCCAGAAAGACCUGAAGAAGAUCAAUGAGCUGUUGAAAACCAAUUUGAGCGAGGUUUUUUUUUGCUUAUAAUUCCUGUUUCAACUAGUAAAUCCGAAAAAUAUUCUUGAUUUUUUCCAAAAAUAAUAUUAUAAUCGUUUUGAACUGUUAAGUAAGGUUUAUUAACUGAAAUUUCUCUUCUUAGAGAUUUUUUUAACUUCCAGGCCGAGAAAGCGCCGAAAGAGAAGCAGCCGGAAACCGACCCCAAUUUUAUGAACUUCAGAAAAGCGGCCGAGGUUUGAAAUAUGUCAAUUUUAAGGUGCAAGUAAAAACUGUAUGAGGACUAAGGAACUCCAGAGUGGUCCCUAUAGGGGCAACCUUAAGGAUUCGGGACCUCUAGGGACCACUUUACCUCUCCCAAUAGGUGUUUUUAAUUAGUGGCCCCUGUAGGGGACUUGCUAAUCAAUUGCUGUAAAAGCAGCCUUUCUAUGCGAGAAACUCAAUGAAUUAGCGUUUUUUUAAUGAAAAAAAUAUUUAAUUUUUUUGAAACGUAACAAAAAAAUUUAAAAAGACCCUAUAGUGAUCACUUAAGAUUGCGGGGUCAGACUUCAAGCCCUUGCAAGAACCACCUAAAUUCUAUCACUACAGUGGUCACUUUUUUGACCCCAUGUAGGGACUAUUUUUUUUCUUACCCCUUCAGGGACAACUUUGGCCUUUUUAGGAACUUCUGGCUGAAAAUUAAAAUCAAUCAAAUUGAAAAAAAGCCGUUAAUUUUCAAGUCACGUAACAGUAAAGUCAUUCAGAGAGAGGCCCAUCAGCGCGGCGGCCGGAUCUUCAACUGGAAAACCGUGGCGGUCACUUUUGCCAUCGGCGGAAGUUGUUUGGCUGCUCUGUUUUAUAUCAGAAAAAUUGUGGGUGAUUUUCAAGAUUUUUUCGGACGUGGGCAGCCAAAAGAUCGCAACUGCUCUUUCUCUGACGCUGCAGCUUGAUGUAGCUGCGAGAAAACGACGAAAUAGUGUGUGCCAGAGAAAAAAUUGUGUCGGUCUUCUGGCCGCCCAUGUUAGAGUUGGAAUGGCUAAAAAGGCGCUGCUCAAAUCUGCGCCCGACUUUAGGCGAGAUUUCGCAGAGGCGGUGCUUAAACCUGCGGCCGACCUUGAGCGACUUCCAACAAAUGCGCUGCUUAAAUCUGCGCCCGACUUUUAGCGACUUUCAGCAAAGGCGCUGCUAGUAUCUGCGCCCGACCUGAAGCUACUUUCCUUUUCCUCAUGCUUGGAGAUACCUGAAGGCAUAAUUAGUUCAUUUUGAAACACGUUUCGCUGUAUUAGGAAGUUUUGAUUUGUGAAAAAGUAUCUUUCAAACGUUUUCAAGAGUCAAUACCCAUUUUAAAGAUCUAAUCGUGAAUAUUAGAGUUCACCAAACCGAUCAUUCAAUCAUUUCAAUUGAUCAAACUAUUGACAUGUCACUGUUCAACCAAAUUUUAACAUGUCAUUUUUUGAGAGAUCGUUUAUUAGAUCAGUUUUUGAUCUCUUACAUUAAUGAUCAAUCAUUGGAUUUCAACGUUUUGAUAUAUCGAUAUUUCGACCAAUAUUUUCAAAACAACAUUUCGAUCAAUCAUUUUUUUGACCAAUAUUUUCAAAACAACAUUUCGAUCAAUCAUUAUUUCGACCAAUAUUUUCAAAACAACAUUUCGAUCAAUCAUUUUUUCGACCAAUAUUUUCAAAACAACAUUUCGAUCAAUCGAAAACUGAACGAUCGAUUCAAAAUGAUCUCUCAUUUAAAUGAAAUGUUGACAUGUCGAAAAAACGAGAGAUCAUAAUCAUGAGACAUGUUAAUCGUUCGGCAGCAAGAAAUGUUAAUCAAUCAUAUUUUUGGUAACAUGUCAUGAAAAUAUUGGUUGAACGUUUGGUCGAGCGAUCGGUUUGGUGAACUCUAGUGAAUAUAUUUAUCUCCAGAGGCUCGAUGAACGAGAAAAACAUCGGAAAAUCACGGCCGGAAAAGCGAGAAUCGGCGGCGAAUGGGAGCUCGUCAAUACCCAAGGUCUCAAAAUCUUCGAAAAUUCCAAAAAUUCCCAAAAAAUUCCAGGAAAAUUGGAAGGUUCUGAACAAUUACGAGGCAACUGGCUGUUGAUGUACUUCGGCUUCACGAAUUGUCCCGAUAUUUGUCCGGAUGAGAUUGAAAAGAUGAUCAAGGUGAAUAUAGUUUUCUCAGUUUUUGAAUGUCGAUGACGUCAUUUGAAAAUGGUCUCUGAUUGGUUUAUUGGGCCGUUUGGGGCGGAGCUUGAGCGAAGACUUGAAAUUCGAAAUUUGAAUGGAGGACAUUUUUUUUUAGAAAAAUUCAUGUGUUCUAAUUAUCUUGAAAUUGUCUUAUUACAUUUCUUUUCCUCAGUUUUUCAGGUUAAACAUUGUAUUUUUUUUAUUUUUGCUUUUUCUGAUCAGAUAGAUAAUUUCAAGGAAUUUUUUUAAUUUUUUUUUAAACCAAUCUGCAGCUUUCUCCGUUCUUAUUAGCGAUUUUUGAAAAUUUCUCUUUUUUUCCGAAAAAUCUUCUCAGUACUGUGACUUCAUUUUCUGACAAAGAUCUCUGAUCCUUCACAUUUCAAAAAAAAAAGCUUCUUCUCUGUUUUUGAACAUUUCUUUGUAUAGACAUUGAACUUCCAGUUAAUUUUUUCAGGUGAUCGAUCUCCUCGACGCCGACAAGAAUGAAAAUAUUCCGGUCGUCCCAGUUUUCAUCAGUGUCGAUCCGGCGAGAGACACCGUCGCCCGGGUCAAAGAAUACUGCUCCGAAUUCUCACCGAAAUUGAAGGGUUUCACGGGUUCUGUUGAUCAGGUGAAUAGAUGAACUCUUAAAAAAUUUUUAUUUUCUGAAAAUUGGUCAGAAUCCCCCUUGAAGUACCGAGUUGGGGACCUGAAAGUUUCAACCUGCUCAACCUCCUAGUUUUUGAGAAAUAGGGGCUCCAAAAUGGCUUAUUUUACCAGGUUCUGACGAUUUUCUUUGACCUUCUGCGAAAAAUUAUAGAGGUCCCUUAAGAGGAUUACUUGGAGAGGACACUAAAGUGGCCACUAAAACUACCUCUCCUUAGAAGCCCUUAUUCCGCGUCUUAGUGGUCACUUUAGUAGUUUCAGUGUUUCAGUGGUCUAGUAGUACCGCUUAGACUUCUAAACUUCAGCCACUUAGGUGGCCACUAAAUGAACUACUACAGGGGCCACUGAAACUUCAAAAUCCUUAAGUGACCACUAAACAUUUUCUCUGUUGAUAAUUUUUUCCGUUGAAACUAAUUUCAGGGGUCUAGUAUUACCACAGACUUCCAAAAAGGCUGCUGAAUUCUAGCCACUUGAGAGGCCACUAAUUUGACUAUUAUAGUGGUCACUUUAACUUCAAACCCCUUAAGUGACCACUAAGCAUUUCCCCAUUUUAAUACUUUUUUUUUCGUUGAAACUAAUUUUAGUACCACAUCAAACGUUAAACCCCUUAAGUGGCCACUGACCAUUUUUCCACUCGAGAUCUUUUUUUCAAAACUAGGAGUUGGAGACCUUCAGGCACCCCAAUUUCUGACCAAUUUUCAGGGCCUCAAAAAAAAAUGCCUUGGCUUGAAAGAGCGAAAAAUAAAUGACAGAAUUGAAGGUGAACAAGGUGGCGAAGACGUUCCGCGUCUACCACAGCCAAGGGCCCAAAACUGAAAAUAAUCCCGACGAUUAUAUUGUUGAUCAUACGGUUAUUAUGUAUCUUAUUGGUGAGUUUUUGGUUUUUUUUCAAUAUUUAUAUCUUUACUUUGUUUUUCAGUUGAUAUUUUGUCGAUUUUCAGUUUUUAGAAGGUUCUAGAGCAGUUUUUGAUCGAUCUUCAUUAGAAAUAUUCUAAGAAAUUGAAGACUUGCCACAAAAAUGGCCAAUUUUCAUGUUUUUGCUUACCUUUCCGACAUCUUACGAACUCCAGAGUGAUCCCUAUAGGGCAACUUGAGGGCCCCUUUAAGGUUCCACUCUAGGGACCACUUUACUUCCUCCUGUAGGGACCAUUCAAGCUUUAGAGCCUUAGGCAUCAGAUUCCAAAACCUUAUAGGGACCACCUAAACUUUACCCCUAUAGUGAGCGCUUUUUUGUCACCUUUGUCAAGGACUGUUUCUUUUUCUCACACCUAUAGGGACCACUCUGCCCUCCCUAAGACAGUUUGUCAAAUUUUUUUAGAUCAAUAAUUUAUUCGAAUAUACAAAAGAAUACUGAAAAUGAACUGAAAAUCUUCGAAAAAAACCCUAAUUUCUACUCAUUUUUUUGACGAUUUUUUUUCAGACCCUGAAGGCAAUUUCCACGAUUAUUACGGGCAGAAUCGAAAAGCGGAAGAAAUUGCGAAUAUUAUCAAAAUGAAGGUUUGAAAAACACUUUCUCAAAAAAACGAAAUUUUAUUUUUUUCCAGGUGCUAAAGUUCGAGGCGCAGAACCGGAAAAGGAUUGCUCAAUAUUUUCUAAAUUAA
Molecule: messenger RNA, 4597 nt
Organism: Caenorhabditis auriculariae
Lineage: Eukaryota; Metazoa; Nematoda; Chromadorea; Rhabditida; Rhabditidae
Source: the annotation of a GenBank genome assembly